This is a messenger RNA of Bipolaris sorokiniana ND90Pr, 2231 nucleotides long. RefSeq lists its product as uncharacterized. Lineage: Eukaryota; Fungi; Ascomycota; Dothideomycetes; Pleosporales; Pleosporaceae. The record is from RefSeq and is a predicted model, not a curated record. The coding region runs from base 114 to 2213 and encodes 699 amino acids. The transcript is spliced from 2 exons.
CAUGAAAUGCUGAAACAUAGGUUCUUGUAGCCAUUCCGCACCACGAUUUACAUUACCUGCUGUUGCCACCUUAGGUCGCAUCAAAACUCUUGCAAUCUCUUUUCUCCGAAGCAAUGGCAGAUCCCCUUUCCAUAAUCGCUAGCGUUCUUGCCAUUAUCGCAACCGCAGUUAAGGUAGCCACAACAGUUUACAGCAUCGCUGAUAAAAUGAUUGCCGCGCCCCGCGAACUACGUGAAGUAGGAGCUAACAUGAAUAUAUUAGCCACGAUCCUUGAGAGUCUAGCUGAGGUUCUAGACAAGGGGAAAGGCUUGUAUAAGGAAGCUUUGAUUAACACGAUCCAGUCGAUUUUGAAACGAUUUGAAGCCGUCCAAAAGGACGUAAUGGAGAUUUUGGGGAAGAAGCAACAAGGGGUUCGAAGACGAGUAGCGUGGUACUUAAAGGCCCCAAAAUUGGCGGAUUCAUUGAUCCGAAUUGAGGGCUUGAAAAGUGCGACACAACUUGUGCUUUCGAUGAUGAACCUAGCGAUAGUGCAAACAGAUAAAGAUAAAGGAAAGCGUUUUCGUGUGCUCGUAGAGUCAGUCAUCCGGGAGAACCGCCAAACAGUCAUUAAUGCGCAAGAACAUCAAUCCAGAAAUUUACCUCAUGAAUCGAUUGAUCGACCUCGUGGUUCUUCUUUUCAUUCCUACACUGGAAGACCAUCUGCUCCACACGUACCCAACACUCCAACUCAGAGAAAAGACAGCGAGGUUGAAGUUGAGCGAACUAUAUCAGAUCUUGGCUCCCACACACCGGCCCACGACGCCGUGGCGCUCAAUGUCACGGACGGUCGCUCGGAUCGUAGACCAUCUUGGAAGUUCAACUCCCCGGUACAUUCGGCAUAUCCCGAGCUGCAAAUCCAUAAUUCUGAGCAUUCCUCUGGUGAGAUACACGGCAAACACCAGAUUAGGAGUAGAAGUUUGCCUCGAGAUUCUCAUGAUGAUAGUAUGGCUUUAUUGGCAAAGAAACCUCAGGAUGACACUGCUACAUGGCUCUACCAGCUUGUCUUUGACCCAGAAAUACAGGUAGAGAGUGCUCUGCAGAGCAAUGGAGAAGUCGGCCUUAACGCCUCAAAAAAUGAUCUGGUUGACUCCCCUGCAUCAAUACACAAGCUGGGUUACAAAAAUAACUCGAGCGAAAACUCUCCCCUACAUGCACCUUUCAAGCAGCUACAGUAUCCUAUUCGUAAAUUUCUACCACCACCAGUAGUCUUGGUGGAGAGAAUGCAGGAGAUUGAGAUAUCCACAGUAAUCUUCAGGCUCUUGAAGCAAUGGACAGUUCUCGGCCCUGAAGAGAUCGAUCUGAUCGCCUCUGAGAAUCGACACUACAUGGACCAGAAGCCUGAGUCAGCCUCCUCUGAUGCAUCUGAGGCUGAGUCAGGCUGCCCUGGUGACGAACCCGAUUCCUACGAAAACAAACCAUCUCCUCCUCCUAAUACUAGCAGAGAGGACAUCUUGCUACAGAAGCUCGAGAAGCUUCUGCUAGACAGGACUGAGGAAGAUAAAAAGAAAACAGAAUUGAGAUUCUCUCAACUGGAGUCGCUCCUCAUUGAUGAACGAAAUUCUCGCAUUGAGAAGAAUAUAGCGAAGAAGAAGGCCGCACAAGAGGCUGCAGAAGCUGCAGCAAACUGCGCCGCUGAAGCAAAAAAGAAGAGAGAUGAAGAUAAGUUAGCGGAGAUCGUUAAUCUCAUUCUGGCUCAGAAGGAUGAGCAAUUGAAGCGAGAAGCAGCAUUGGAGGCUAUGCUGGCGGCCGAGAGAGCUGAGGCAAAGUCCAGAGCUACGAAAGAAGAAGCAGAGAAGCAAGCCGCCAUCGAUGCUGCUACGACGUUGGUCCAAGCAGCCAAGAAUGCCAGAGAAGAAGCUGAAACUAUAGCCGCCAAGGAAGCCGAAAAGAUGAAGGUCGCUCACGAGAACACGCUCGCUGAAGCCAAGGCAUCUUUUGAAAAGCUGGACAGGGCGAAGAAGGCAGCGGAGGAAGAGACAAUAAAGAUGAAGGCUGAGGAAAACGAUAAAAAGCCUGCGGUUCAAUUCAAAGACGUCAUGGGCCGUAAGUACAGUCUUCCGUGGCACUUGUGUAAGACGUGGAAGGUAUGUAUCCAGCUUGUGAACGAUGACUAUAAGUUGAUACCAGCUGGUCCAAUAGGUAAUGGAGGAUCUCAUCAAGCAAGUCUUUCUUAAUGUGGAUAUCGUUGGUCG